This is a messenger RNA of Eucalyptus grandis, 1907 nucleotides long. Its product is annotated as zinc finger CCCH domain-containing protein 1. Gene Ontology annotation, biological process: snoRNA splicing. The transcript is spliced from 6 exons. NCBI's taxonomy places the organism in Eukaryota, Viridiplantae, Streptophyta, Magnoliopsida, Myrtales, Myrtaceae. Gene Ontology annotation, molecular function: metal ion binding. Gene Ontology annotation, cellular component: U2-type spliceosomal complex. The record is from RefSeq and is a predicted model, not a curated record. The coding region runs from base 396 to 1388 and encodes 330 amino acids.
AAACAAGCAAUAGAAAGCAAAACGGCGUCGUCCUCGAAUGGGCCCCCUCUCUCUUUCGAGCAGAGCGAAAAAAAUUAGGGCUUCUGGGGUUCUUCGCCGAGUCGGUGACCACCUCCAAGGUGCAAAAUUUCGCUUCCGAUUCGGCAUUCUUCACCUCCGUACCGCAUAAAUUCCCAAAUCCCCGAGCUGGGUGAGCGAAAUUCAUGUUCUGAUUGCUUUCUCUGAUCCGUUCGCCGCAGGGAUUGAUUCAGCGUAGCGGUGUUUUUGAGAGAGAGAGAGAGAGAGAGAGAGAGGACGGGAAGCUCAGGCGCAAGGCCGGCCUGUGGAGGAGUGUCUUUGCUUUCUGGAACACACGAGCGGCGAGCCUGUUUUUUAGUGGUAGGCUAGGCUUCAUUAUGGCGGACUCUGGUGAGGCUAAGCAGGCUGAACCAGGAAAUUUGGAGGAGACAGUGUGUAGCUUUUUCAGGAAGCCAUCAAGAAAUAAGAAUAUCAGGAAGCGGAUGGUUGAAGAAGACGAUGAUGAAGAUUCCAAGACGGAGAGUUCAGUGUUACAUAAUCAGAAGAAACGUCAAAGGACAGGCAAUAAGCUGUAUUUUUCAACUGGAUCCUCCAAGAGCUCUGUGUCUGCAGAAUCAAAGGUUGAUUCUGAUAAGCCGAUAUUUCAAUUUGAGUCUUCAAAAGAAAUUCAAGUUGAACAUGAUAGCAGAGCAACAGCUACUCUGGAAACUGAGACUGAGUUCUCAAAAGAUGCCCGAGCUAUUCGAGAGAGAGUUCUUGAGCAAGCAACUAAUGAGAUAAGUGGGAAAAGUAAGGGCACUGGUGAUGAGAAGCUGUAUAAAGGGGUCCAUGGUUACACUGAUUACAAGGCGGGGUUUCGGAGGGAGCAGACAAUAUCCAGUGAGAAAGCUGGAGGGGCACAUGGGCCCUUGCGAGCUUCAGCUCAUAUUAGAGUCUCAGCAAGGUUUGAUUAUCAGCCUGACAUAUGCAAGGAUUACAAAGAAACUGGUUAUUGUGGAUAUGGAGAUGCAUGUAAAUUUAUGCAUGACCGAGGAGAUUACAAAUCUGGGUGGCAGUUGGAGAAGGAGUGGGACGAGGCAGAGAAGGCAAGGAAGAGAAAUUUAGCCUUGGGAGGGAAUGAUGAAGAUGAAGAGGAUGUUGACCAAAUAGAAGAUGAAGAAGAUGAUGAAUUGCCCUUUGCAUGCUUCAUUUGCAGAGAGCCAUUUGUUGAUCCGGUCGUCACCAAAUGCAAGCACUACUUCUGUGAGCAUUGUGCACUAAAGCAUCAUGCGAGGAACAAGAAGUGCUUUGUCUGCAACAAACCCACCAUGGGUACAUUUAAUGUUGCUCAGGAGAUAAAGAAGAAAAUGGCUGCAGAAGGUGGAAAAUGAUGGACAUUGUCAAUAAAAGUGGCAAAUUUAGUGAAAAGGGCCGGGGUUGCACUGUAAGUAUUUCUUCACUAGAGAAGAAACUUGAACGACUCAUAAGAAAAAGGAACUAGGAGGGGACCCGAGACAACCUAGCUUCUCUGUCUCAGUUCCUUGGAGUAGUUGACUGACUAAUGCCCCUGCUAAAAAUGUCGUCAACAUGGACGGUGUGGCAGAAAAUGCGAGUUUUUGGACGAAAUGGCCUUGAUCCCAUUGUUCAAAGUCCAUAGCCCGGCAAUAGAGUGGUUUUCAUCCUUGCUUCUAACAUGUUAAUGGUUAAUAAUAGCUCACUCCCUAAGGGUUAGGCUGCCCCCUUUUUUUCAGUUAAGUUCGGCUCGGUCAGAAUUAUACAGAUGUACAAUCAGUUGCAGGGCAUGUAUUAUUUUUAUCUUCGCUGUCUCGGAUGAUGUUGCCUUUAUAUUACUCUUCAAAUCAUGCCAUUCCGAUCAGAAUGAGCACCUUCAAUGUUGUUACUCUUUCAAA